ACAGAUGGCAGUGCUGAUAUUACUACUCUUCCUUGUAGUGCACACUUUGGCUCUACCUGAUAAUGAUAACUUUAUUCUCUAUGCAGAAGACAUCGGGGGAUACCCUGUUGUCUCGAGUGACGGUUAUCUCUAUCUCGUAGGAUCAAACAUUACAAAAGUCAACCUUCCCAAUAAGGUGGCAGAGAAAGAAAUUGAGAUUUAUCAUGAUAUUUCAAGUCCUACCAAAAUUACAAGCUUUGACAAAGGUGUCCUCAAUAACGAUGAAUCUCUGCUUCUAAUGUACUCUGAAGGCUCUUCUGGGCCUAAUUGAGCCAGAAUUAUAGUCAUAACGACAACAGAUUUGGUAAUGCAACAAGACAAUUGCUUCAAAAUAGAUACUGACAACAUAUUUGGCCCUCAAAUAGUUGAUAUUAAGCCUUUAGCUUCUUCCAUUGCUGGCACUAGCAACAUAUUUUAUGCCGUUGGAUAUCAUAUUGACCAUAUUUCUGGAGGAAAUACAGCUUUUAUUCUUGAGUUUGAGGUCUUAGAUACCUACAUCACCAACAUUCUCAAAUAUAAAACUUUAAACAGCAAUUUUGAGACCUCUGGAGUUACUAAGGGAUUUACAAGUUUUGAUUUUAGCAAAGAUUCAUCAAAUUUGCUGAUUUCAGGAAUUAUUAAAGACUCCGUCACAGAGUAUAUUUCAGUCAUUUCCAUUAGCAGAGAUUAUAUGGCAAUUAAUUGGAUGAAAUACAUUCAGAAAAAGUCAUCAUCUACUCUAAAUACAAGUACCAAGGAAACAAUGAGUAAAUAUGAUUCUGCGAACGACCAAGUUAUAGUCUGCACAAGAUUCAACAACUUCAAUACCACUGAUUAUUCAAAUAAGGAUUAUUUGUAUCUCUAUGCCAUUAAGGUAUCCGAUGGGUCCCUUAAUUGGGAGAUCCAGUUUGAGGACUACGCGACAAAUAGGAUUCAUGACUUUGACUUUACAAUCCACAAAGAGUUCAAUCAAAUAAUUUUGAUGAACUCUAAUGGUGAUUCCUCUUACUACCAUACCCAGACGAUCAACCUUCUAGAUGGAAGCUUCAUUCAUAAUGUGCAAUUUGACAUCUUAUUUCAUUAUCAGCUUGCAGGGAUUGCCACGAUGCAUGAAAGUUCAGGGACUUUUGAGACAGAUGACUAUAUUUUUACAGGUGUGGGUGGUUACAUCUUCAAAAUCAAUUCUAAGAAGGCUAACCUCGCAUCGGCAACAGAUUCCUCUCUGUUUUAUUCGUUAACUGAUAUUCACUAUGACAAUUACACUCUUCCAAAAACCACUCCCACAGAUUUUGAAAUAAUUGGAUAUUCUCCUGCAGCAGAUUUUAUCCAAGAUGAGACUGGAUAUGAAGUCAAAUCAGCUGGAUAUCACUACCAAAAUGUCCCAAUUCCGACUCUGCAGCUGAUUACAGAGGUGGCUAUUGGCUUUAACACUACUGAAGCAUGUUCUUCAGGUACUCCUUCAGGGCUUUGACCCACGGAGGAUACUAAAAUUAUUCCUAAUGAAGGGAGCUUCAACUUAAAUAAGGCUUAUACAAAAGAUGGUCUCAAGGACGCAAUCAUGGAAGUUACCUUCCAACUCUUUCAAUUUUCAGACUUGACAAAUCCAAUUUCAAGCAGUCUCUAUUCCAUGGCAUAUGUGGGAGGAAACUAUGUGGUCACUCUUUCAGGACUGCAAGAUGGAUCUUACCUUGCCAGAGCUGUUGCUAAAACAGACCUCCACCAUACUUAUUACGAAUUCACAUUGAUUGUCAAGUGAAUCUCCAACUGCAAAACAUGCUCAAAAAGUGAUAUCUGAGAUGUAUGAGACUCAGGAUAUGUUCUAGACUAUGCCCGCCAAUGUAUCAGUGGAGGAGAAGAGAUUAUUGACGGAUCUAUUGUCCAAGGAUUAGGGGCAGCCAUGGCUGGUGCUAUGCUUACAGCCGGGGCUCUUCAGGGUUCGAUUAGUCCUAAUGUUUGGGUUAUGAUAAACACUCUCCAAAUUUUGAGAACAAUCCUGCUCCUUAAAGUUAAAAUACCUCAAGCUGUAAGACAAACUAUUGAAUCAAGUUCUGUGUUAGCUGCUUUAGAUAUUGGUCUCUACAAUCUCAUAAUACCAGAACCAGGAGAUGAUGCUAGUAUCAUGAAAAUUAUGGAUGGAGAUGAGCUCCUAGGCCAAUAUUUCGAAGAUUAUGGUAUUGAAACCUAUAGGUUCAUUGACUAUACAAUCUCCACUCUUGUCGAUGUUAUUUUCAUUUUCGUCACUACAACUCUCUUAAUGGCUGGUUUAUCAUAUAUUUUCCUGAAAAUCAAAAAGAAAGAUACAUCAGUUAUUAAGAAGAAGCUCAAAUUCAUUUUCUUCGCUAAUGGAUUUGUGAGAAUCUACUUUGAAAUAAUGCUAGAUGGAAUCAUAUAUGUUUUUGUAAAUAUAAGAAGUGCUCAAUUUAAUGGACCAGCAGAUGCUUUCUCAUAUCUAACUCUCGUAGCAUUUGCAUUGAUGGUAAUAGGCUUCAAUCUCUUCAUAGUUUCAUAUGCUGCUUCAACAGAAAUGACAAAAUGGAGCACUAAAUUCCAAGAAAUCCUCACAGAAACCCCAAUGACAAAGGGAGGAGUUUUAGUAUAUCAUCUCACCUUUGUUCUUAGAAGAACUGUCAUUGCUGUGAAUGUGGUAAUGCUAGGAAUACUAGACCCUAACAUCCAUAUAACAAUCCAUUUCCUAAUUCAACUUGUAACAAUAUAAAAAUAAUGCUGUUCUAUCCAAUGUUCGAGGAUAGAUUCCAAAAAGUUAGCAACUUGAUCAUGGAAUUUGCAAUUCUGUAUAUCUUCGGAACCACUUAUUUGUUCCAGAACACAGAGUCAUUCAACGAUGAGGGGAAGUUCUCAGUAUUGCUGGUGUUAUUCUCCUCUCAGAUGAUCCUGAUGGUGAUGACUAUUUCAAAAAGCAUCAAAGAAAUCCUUAUCGAUUACAAAACGAAAAAAGCUAACAGAAACAAGCGUCUUCCAAAUACGUCAGUGAUCACUGAUAAGAACAUAUCAAGAAUCAGUCUUGACCAAGAGAAAGGAUUUGAUAAGUUCGUCAAGGACAAAGCUAAAGAAGACCCUGACUUUAAGAUCGGCCUAAAAGAGGAAGUCAAAGUUCAGAAGAGUAGCGAUGGAGUUGUUUCACCAAUGAGAUACAUAUCGGAGUUUGAGGAAAUGAGUGAAGAAAAGAACAUCAAUGCGAAAAUAGCUGCUGUUCAUAAGAAAUUCUUUAAGAAAGCAAAUGAACAUAGAGAGGCUAAAAAGUCGAAAUUGUCAAAGUUACUGCAUAAAAUGAAAAAGAAGAAGGAGACACUUACAAAAAUGUCAAGUAGUUUCCAGAAAAAGCAUACACUUAACUCUCACAAAACAGUUGAGCCCAAGAAACCAGAAUCAUCCUCUUCAGAAGAUCCUCAGCCAGUCAAAAGAGUUGCAAAUACAGAUAAAUCACAACAAGAAGCGGAUUCAAAUAUCACUAACACCUUCAGAGCUCCUGAAAACCCUCUUACAGACUCUAUUGAUGAUAACCAGGCCUCUCAGAAACCUAAGGAGUCCUUGCCAAGUUCAGAUAACACUUCUAACUUAGAUCAGAUCUCUGUUUUUCAAAGCCCUCCGUUAAAGUCUCCCAAAGAAGAAGUCAAGAAGCAAUAAGUUAACUUUUAAAUUAUUCAGUUUACUGU
Moneuplotes crassus is the source of this 3692-nucleotide messenger RNA. NCBI's taxonomy places the organism in Eukaryota, Ciliophora, Spirotrichea, Euplotida, Euplotidae. The record is from the annotation of a GenBank genome assembly.